CUGGGAGCCGGGAAGACCCCCCGAACCGUUCCCAUUCAGCUGCCCUUCGUCUUCGCUUUCUUCACUUUUGCCUCUUCUGCGUUGCCAGCCAGCACCUGGUCUCAAAGCUGAGAGAAAGCCCGGGUCUAGGAGCGUGUCGCGCUCUGGUCCAGGAAGAUUCGCUGGGGUGGAGAGAAGGGGGAGGGCCCGGGCAAACAGUCGCUGCCUCAGCCGGGGCCGGGGUCCGGGGAGGGGAAGUUCCUGGCACCCCGUGGACUCGCGGCCUGCGGCCGUCCCCCCGGAGCUGUUGGCCCAUCGGGGCUCGCGGGAGCCUGCCACCGGCGCCUCCCACCGCGGCCCACGCGGGCGGCGCGCGGAGGAGGGGGCGGGGGCAGCGGCGGCUGUAGCGACCGCGACCUGGGCGGGCGGACUAGUGUGACGGGCCUCUGGGCCGCUGUGGAUGGUUUCUAAAAUGAUCAUUGAAAACUUCGAGGCCCUCAAGUCCUGGCUCAGCAAGACUCUCGAGCCCAUCUGUGAUGCAGAUCCAUCAGCCCUAGCAAAAUAUGUUCUCGCUUUGGUAAAGAAAGACAAAAGUGAAAAAGAAUUAAAGGCGUUAUGUAUUGAUCAACUGGAUGUAUUUCUUCAAAAAGAGACACAGAUAUUUGUGGAAAAACUUUUUGAUGCUGUGAAUACAAAGAGUUAUCUACCUCCUCCAGAGCAGCCAUCAUCAGGAAGCUUAAAGGUAGAAUUUUUUCAGCACCAAGAAAAAGAUAUAAAAAAAGAAGAGAUCACAAAAGAGGAAGAGCGAGAGAAGAAGUUUUCUAGAAGGCUAAAUCACAGUCCUCCUCAGUCAAGCUCCCGAUACAGAGAAAAUAGAAGUCGUGAUGAGAGGAAAAAAGAUGAUCGUUCUCGCAAAAGAGAUUAUGAUCGAAACCCUCCUCGAAGAGAUUCAUACAGAGACCGGUACAAUAGAAGACGAGGGCGAAGUCGCAGUUACAGCAGGAGUCGGAGUCGAAGUUGGAGUAAAGAGAGGCUUCGUGACAGGGAUAGAGAUAGAAGCAGGACUAGAAGCAGAAGCAGGACCCGAAGCAGGGAAAGGGAUCUGGUAAAACCUAAAUAUGACCUGGAUAGAGCAGAUGCAUUAGAAAACAAUUAUACUCCAGUCUCUUCGGUACCUAAUAUUUCAUCUGGCCACUACCCUGUACCUACUUUGAGCAGCACUAUUACAGUAAUUGCUCCUACUCAUCAUGGUAAUAAUACUACCGAAAGUUGGUCUGAAUUUCAUGAAGACCAAGUGGACCAUAACUCGUAUGUAAGACCACCAAUGCCAAAGAAACGGUGUAGAGACUAUGAUGAAAAGGGUUUCUGUAUGAGAGGAGACAUGUGCCCUUUUGAUCAUGGAAGUGACCCGGUAGUUGUAGAAGAUGUCAAUCUUCCUGGUAUGCUGCCUUUCCCAGCACAGCCUCCUGUUGUUGAAGGACCACCUCCUCCUGGACUCCCUCCACCACCACCAAUUCUUACACCCCCACCUGUGAAUCUGAGACCCCCAGUGCCACCGCCAGGCCCAUUACCACCCAGUCUACCACCUGUCACAGAUGAUAUUUCUUAUUCUUUGGUUUUGACAGGACCACCACCUCCACUUCCUCCUUUGCAACCAUCUGGCAUGGAUGCUCCCCCAAACUCUGCGACCAGCUCUGUUCCUACUGUGGUAACAACUGGCAUCCAUCACCAGCCUCCUCCUGCUCCACCCUCUCUUUUUACUGCAGUUUUUGUAUUACCAGAUACAUAUGACACAGAUGGCUACAAUCCUGAAGCCCCAAGCAUAACAAACACUUCCAGACCAAUGUAUCGACACAGAGUGCAUGCACAAAGGCCUAACUUGAUAGGACUAACAUCAGGGGAUAUGGAUUUGCCACCCAGAGAAAAGCCUCCUAAUAAAAGCAGUAUGAGGAUAGUAGUGGAUUCAGAGUCAAGGAAAAGAACCAUUGGUUCUGGGGAGCCUGGAGUUCCUACAAAGAAGACUUGGUUUGAUAAGCCAAAUUUUAAUAGAACAAACAGCCCAGGCUUCCAGAAAAAGGUUCAGUUUGGAAAUGAAAAUACCAAACUUGAACUUAGAAAAGUUCCUCCAGAAUUAAAUAAUAUCAGCAAACUUAAUGAGCAUUUUAGUCGAUUUGGAACCUUGGUUAACUUACAGGUUGCCUAUAAUGGUGAUCCUGAAGGUGCCCUUAUCCAAUUUGCAACAUAUGAAGAAGCAAAGAAAGCAAUAUCAAGUACAGAAGCAGUGCUAAAUAAUCGCUUUAUUAAGGUUUAUUGGCACAGAGAAGGAAGCACCCAGCAGUUACAAACUACUUCUCCAAAAGUAAUGCAGCCUUUAGUCCAGCAGCCCAUUUUGCCUGUUGUGAAGCAGUCAGUCAAAGAGCGGUUGGGUCCGGUACCUUCAAGUACUGUUGAACCAGCAGAAGCCCAGAGUGCCAGUUCAGAACUUCCUCAGAAUGUAACUAAGUUAUCUGUGAAGGACAGGUUGGGUUUUGUAUCAAAGCCAUCUGUUUCAGCAACUGAAAAGGUGUUGUCUACAUCUACUGGCCUAACAAAAACGGUGUAUAAUCCAGCUGCUUUGAAGGCUGCACAAAAAACCUUACUUGUUUCCACCUCUGCAGUUGAUAAUAAUGAAGCACAGAAAAAAAAACAGGAGGCACUGAAACUUCAGCAGGAUGUAAGGAAAAGAAAACAAGAAAUUUUAGAAAAGCACAUUGAAACACAGAAGAUGUUAAUUUCGAAACUGGAGAAAAACAAAGCAAUGAAGUCUGAAGAUAAAGCAGAAAUAAUGAAAACUUUAGAGAUUUUGACAAAAAAUAUUACCAAGUUGAAAGAUGAGGUCAAAGCUGCUUCUCCUGGACGCUGUCUUCCAAAAAGUAUAAAAACCAAGACUCAGAUGCAGAAAGAAUUACUUGACACAGAACUGGAUUUAUAUAAGAAGAUGCAAGCUGGAGAAGAAGUCACUGAACUUAGGAGAAAGUAUACCGAAUUACAGCUGGAGGCUGCGAAACGGGGGAUUCUCUCAUCUGGUCGUGGUAGAGGAAUUCAUUCAAGAGGUCGAGGGGCAGCUCACGGCCGAGGCAGGGGUCGAGGUCGAGGUCGAGGUGUGCCUGGUCAUGCUGUGGUGGAUCACCGUCCCAGGGCAUUGGAGAUUUCUGCAUUUACAGAGAGUGAUAGAGAAGAUCUUCUUCCUCAUUUUGCGCAAUAUGGUGAAAUUGAAGAUUGUCAGAUUGAUGACUCUUCACUUCAUGCAGUAAUUACAUUCAAGACACGAGCAGAAGCUGAAGCAGCUGCAGUUCAUGGAGCUCGUUUCAAAGGGCAGGAUCUAAAACUGGCUUGGAAUAAACCAAUAACUAAUAUUUCAGCUGUUGAAACAGAAGAAGUUGAACCUGAUGAAGAGGAAGUAUGUUUUUUUUCCACUUGUUUUUACCCUUAAAUGUUUACGUUUUUAUAUAAAAUGUGAUUUUAUGGCUGUGAUUUUAACAUAAAACUUUUAUUCCUGAGCCAUCUUCCAGGCAGGGGAUAUCAGAUAAAUGCAGACAACUUUAAAUUUUAUGUAUUAAUGAGAACUGUGGAUUGCUAAUCCAAAAAGAAUAUAUGAAAAUCAUAUAUAUACUCAGUUUUCAUUUACUCUUAGAAAACAUUAAUUAUUCAUUAGAUUUUUAUCCACAGGAAAUCUUGUGAUAUUUUAAGUUUUAGAGUAUAUACUCUCUUCAGUUGCUUUAUUAACAUUUCAGGUUUCAUUUUAAUUCAUACCAUUUUAGUUCAUUAGCAUGAAUGCCUGCUAUAUGGUAGAUACUGUGAUAGGCACAAAAAUGAAUAAGACACGGUCCCUGUUAUCAAGGAGCUUAUAAUAUGGAAGAGGGGGUGGUGACAGACACAUAAGAAACUAAUUAUAAUAAAAGGCAGACUGAUAUGGUAAAUAAAGAUUUGAACAAUAUGCUGUGGGAACCCAGAGGAAGGAGUGAUUGUUUCUUUCCAGAAGAAUCUUGAAGGAGGUGGUGGCAGUGGAGCUGAACCCUGAGUGAUAAAAAAACUUUUCAUAACCAAGAGCUGGGACUGGGAGUAUAGUUGAGAGAGGCAUUUUAAAUGGCAGAAGUAUAGGUGUGGAAGAGUAUAUUUUUUCUUGGGUAACAGCAGGUAGUCUGAUGGCUGAGAGGUGAGAGCAUGAAGAACAGUGAAGUGGAGAGCCCUUUGAAACCAAAAACCUAAAGAUAAGCAACUCUGUUUUGUUUAAUCAUGAAAUAAGCUGUAGGAAAAAGUUGAGGAAGUUAAGGAAUGAAAGGUAAGGUGGGGAAACUAAAUGGUUCCAUGUUUUACAUUGGUUAGAUUUUCAUAAUGGCACUUCAUUUUGUUUGAAGAGCAUUCAAGGCUGUUAUACAUAUCCAUAGUCAAAUGCAAGAAUAAAAUGUGUAUUUUGAAACUCAUAUACAUGAUUUGUCAUUUUAUAUUUUAGAUUAUACCUUUGUCCUUCCAUGAGUUUGAAUUGAAUGGGGAGAAAAGCAGGAGAGCUCCUGGUAUUAGUUUCAGGAAGAGUCUUUGGUGGAUGACUCAUUACUUCAAGAUGAUGAUGAAGAAGAAGAGGACAAUGAAUCUCGCUCUUGGAGAAGAUGAUUUGACUGAUCAUUGAUCUGCAUAUGAUAGAACUCUACCUGUGUUUCAUUAGUAUUAUCUAAUGUACUUUUACAUAUUUGUAAAAACAAUUUUUGGUAAAAUGUGAUGAAGAUGGAUUUCACAAAUAGACAAAAGAGAAGAAAACUACCUUCUGAAUCCUGUAUUUUGAAAGAUUGAUGUUUGAGUUUUAUUUCAGUAAACAAUUGGUAAAGACAUCACACUAGAAACAUAUGCAAUGUUUUUAUUACAUACUUCUACUGAACAUUACAGAAUUCUUUGGGUUCUUUGUAAUUUAAUGAAUAGGUCUGAAGACUUAAUGACCAAUACUUGUUAUAACUUAGAGGAUUUUGUUUUACUCCAAAUAAGGAAUGCAUUUGCAUUUAAGAUCUUAAUGAAUGUUUUCAAAAAUGAGUAGGUAACAUAGUACUCUAACUAAAGUCUCCAAGUUAUGUAUUCAUAAUAUUACAUAGUAGUAUGCUUAGGCUUUACUAUGUAUUAGCCUUUUGUUGGACUUGUGUAUGUAUUUUACAAUAUGGGUUUUAAUGAUAACGGUGUAUGACUGCUUUGCAUUUGAGUCCUUAUGCAUUCAGAUGUUAAAAAUAAAGUGGAAUGGUCUCUUGAAAAGAAAAGAAAAGAAAAAAGCAAUGACAAAAAAAAAAGACAAUGUUCCUUGAUUUAAAAAAAGAAAAAAAAAAAGGAAAAGAAAGUUAAAAUAAAUAGACCAUUCCAGAUGGUGAUCUACCCUUCCCCCCAAUUAUCACAAAAGGAGCUAUAAUCACUAACUUAUUCUUAAUAAUAAUAAUAAUGGUUACCAGUACCUUUACAAUAAUGUUCAAUCCAUUGUUUAAAAUUUAUACCACUUCAGUUUGGUUUGAUCCUAUAAACUUUCAACAGAUGUCUUAAAUUAAAAGCAGGCUGAUUAGUUUGGAACCAGACUUCAAGUAGAGCUAACAUUUGGUGAAUAAGAAAACAUCACAUUACAUUUUGGAUGUAUGAAAGAAAACUUGACCAUUUGAAGAUGUAUGAAUAAAGAAAUGUACUAUAGAUACUACUUUAGGAAAACACUGUUUGUAGUCGUGAAAGAUGCCAAAUUGGCAGAGGCUCACGUUUCUUCUCUUUACACCAAACAGCAGAGAGAGAUCAUCAUUGCCUGAAUUUAGCUUUGUGACUACAACAGCAAGACCUGUUCCUGUCUGGAGACGACUGUUAUAAUAAUAUGAUACUAUCGUUUUAUGUUUGCCCUUUAUCAUUUUGAAUAGAUGUUUACAUGUACCAUAAUUAGCAUUUUAUCUUUACAGUUCUUUUAGGGUACAUCUGAGUCCAGAAGUAAAUCUGAUUGUGUGCUUUGUCUGACCUUAUUCUUAAAUGUUUUCUCCCCUUUAUAGCCAUUUAUUUUUAAACAGUCUAAGAAGGAAAAAAAAGAAAAUCCUCUUGGUUUUCCUAACCUGAGAUAAGUUUUCAGUCUCAGCCAAAUUGAAAUUGUGUCUAGGAAGUCUGUAAAGCCAUGAUACUAUGUUCAUUAGCAUGAACAACUUAGAAUGAUGAAAAUGAUUAAAAAGUUAAACCUUGGUUUGGCUUUAAUUUUCCUGGGUUUUUAGGAUACAUUUCUGGAGUUAGGAUAGUCACUUAAAACAAUUUUGAACAAUUAGUAAAAUACUUUUUUCACAUGGUGAUAACUUGCCUGUUUCUUCUAAAUAUACUUAUUGAAGUCACUGCCAAGGCCACUUACCCAAAUAAUUUUUAAAAAACUCUUAACUCUUCAAAGUAAACAAGGAAAAUAAUUUUCUUUCUUUUAAAGUAGUAUAAAAUGAUCUGUGGAUUGUAGAUAUUGAGAAAUAUCUAUUAAAUGUCUAAUUUACACAGUUUUUCCUUAUUUUCCUCAGUUGCAACCAAGAUAUCAAAGACAAUUUUAAAAGCAAGGGGAAAUAGUGUUGUGUGUCUAGCAUUGUUAAAACUAUAGUUUCCCUGUCUUAAAAGGUGUAUGUCCAUAUCAUUUAUUUAUAAGCAAUAUGGCUUGGAAUUAUUUAUAAAGAGUGUGAUUAAAUUUUAUUCUAAAUAUUCACCCAAAAUACCCUCUUUAUAAUGGGCACCAUAAAGUUUUCAGAAAACUAAUUUCUUAGUAUUCCUUCAUAGAUUCUCAUUAGCAUUUGAGAAGUCGGAAGUUAUACUUGAUAGCAACUCCUUUAGAAAAGUCCAAAUUAUACUUGAUUCUUUUCUCCCUUGUUUUUUGUGGUUUUUUUUAGUUUCAUUCAGCCAUGCUCAUAUUUUCACCUUUUUGUGCAAAGUUAACUAUUCUGCAAGCACUUUUUCUUGAGUAUGCAUUGCAUUUGUCUUCAUGAAAAAAAAAAUGAACCCGUCAGACGUAAUGUAAGUUAUCUAUUUUGAUACACGUUAGUUGGAGACAGCAUGGUUAAUGUAGGCUUGGUUUAAAGGAAGGUCUUGUUAACAUAAUUAUGACCUUAUAGCCUACAGGGCAUUUUAAAACUUGGACUUCUCUUCUAGUUCACAUUUAUGAACAAACAUAUAGUUGCUGGGAGUUCACAAAUAUUUUCCCAGAUUAGUUCAGUAGUUUUUUCUUUUUAAGGAAAGAUUCUCUGCCUGUGUAAUAGAAUAGUUCUAACCUGCUGGGCUAAAAACCCAAAAAACAUUCUCUGAAGGGACCAUACUUGCUGUUAACAGUUUUGGUUGGUUAAUAGAUGUGGAUCAUAUCCCACCGCUCUCAAUUUUAUUUUGUCAUCUUCCUCCCCCCCCCUUGCUUUUAAAUUAAAAACAAACUAAAUUGAACAUGCCAUUGGGAAUCAGAAGUUGAGAUGAUUUAAUUCUCAUUGAGAUCAUUGUACUUUCUGAAAAUUGCUGUGAGAUCUGGUAGGUCAGGUACAUAUUUGAGUUCCCAUAUGUUUAUUAAUUAAAAAUAGGGAUUUUCAUUAUUUCAUUUUCCUGAAGAGGAUUCUUACGGAGCUAUGUGUAGAUAACUGUACAGAAUCACUUUUGUGUAAUUGAGUGAAGCAGUUUACCUCUGCAUGAUUGCAUUAUGGAAGCCUUUUAUAUAUCUUUAUAUUUUUCAAUAUACUUAGAUUUUUACACUAUCAGCUGCCCUAGUCAUGCUAUAUUUGUUUUUUUUUAAUAGAGUUUAUAAAUAUUUGUGCUCAAAAUACAGAUCAAUUGAAUAUUUUUGGUCUUGUUUACAAGAUAAAUAAUACUUUAAAGUGAUGCAGCCCCUCAAGUGUCUUAGGAAAAAGUCAUUGGUGCUACAAAACCUUUCAAUAUCAUUUUCAACCUGUUAUCUAGACUUUGCUAGGCUUAAAUCUAUGAUUGCUUAUAACUUAAUCUAAUCUAGCAGCAUAAUUAUAAAAGUGGUCUGCGGUGAGUCGGGUAAAGAGCCCAGCCAAUUAGAAACAUCCCAUAAUUUAAAGAUAAGAUGGAGAAUGACAUUAUACUAAUUUGUGUCCAGCUUCCCCAAAAGAAAAUAGUUUCUUCAGUUUUUCAUUAGCUCUUUUGAUAAAAGGAGUGGUGUGUUAAUAUGACUAGAAUAAAGAAAAUGAUACAUUCAGCAUGGCUCAGUUUUCCCACAUUUCAAAUGGAAAACUUUUCUAUUCCUAAAAUAUGGUGUAAUCCUGUUCUGCUUUAAAUUCCCAUCUGUCUUUUACUCAACAGGAGGCAGGGUAAUUCUUAAAUAUUUAUAGAACAUUUGAUAAGUUCUAAAGAGAUGUAUUAUUUACAUUGUACAAGUUUUGUGUUGAUGUGCAGAUUGUUUUCUACAUCUGCAAGACUUCAUUCCAGCACCUUAGUGAAUGUUCUUAAGAUACAAUUUUUAAGUAUCAGCAAAGCAUUCAUAGAUGUUUACUUUUGAUUCUCAGAAUCCUGAACCUGUUUUGGGUAUGAUGUUACUUCACAACAUGUCUGGCACAAGAUUUCCUUUAAUAGUGGUUUAGUCUAACUCAAUUUCUGUGGAUUGUUGAACCGAAAAACACCAAAGGAGUUCUUUCUUGUCUGGAGACUGGAUUGUUCCAGUUUUUAAUACCUGUGCCCAUAAGUAUCCCAUUUCACGAAUGUGUGUUGGCAUGGGGGGAAAAUUCCCUGCUCUUUGAGUGGAGCGAAAGUAAUUGGUUAAGCUGUAGCAGCUUUUUUUGUUUAUUUUUUAAAGUGAUAAUAAAACUUGAACUGAAAAUGGUAAAACUUGAACUAGAAAACUACUCUUGUAUGCUUAGAAUGUUUAUAGUAUUACGUGUUUAUGUGAGGUUGUCAACAUUUUUAUUAUUUAUAGUUGAAUUAUGUUUUGUUUGUUAAAUAUCCAUAAUGUUUAUUAUUUUUAUAUUUUGAAAAAUUUUAAAAUAAAAUAGUCUUACUAAAAGCA
This is a messenger RNA of Orcinus orca (killer whale), 8983 nucleotides long. RefSeq names its product RNA binding motif protein 26 (gene RBM26). The record is from RefSeq and is a predicted model, not a curated record. Gene Ontology annotation, molecular function: metal ion binding; RNA binding. Bases 440 to 3451 code for a protein of 1003 amino acids. Gene Ontology annotation, cellular component: nucleus. The transcript has 24 exons. Lineage: Eukaryota; Metazoa; Chordata; Mammalia; Artiodactyla; Delphinidae. Gene Ontology annotation, biological process: mRNA processing.